Molecule: messenger RNA, 2169 nt
Organism: Gossypium raimondii (Peruvian cotton)
Lineage: Eukaryota; Viridiplantae; Streptophyta; Magnoliopsida; Malvales; Malvaceae
Product: putative disease resistance protein RGA3
Exons: 3
Coding region: 423-1931 (502 amino acids)
Biological process (GO): defense response to other organism
Molecular function (GO): protein binding; ADP binding
Source: RefSeq, a predicted model, not a curated record
CCCCAAAUUUAACAAAAAAAAAUCUAAAACCCCUAUUUCCUCUCAAAGGUCCGACCUUUGGGACUCUAAGGCCCCCUUGUUGCGCCGCCGCUCUGUUCGUCGCACGGCCACCGCCUCCGACGGCCGACGAACACUAGAUCGGCGAGGGAAACCCCGUCUCGGCCAUUUGAAGGCGGUGGAGCAGGUGGGUAGAGACGUGAUGGAGGCAUGGAAGGGACGGUGGCAGGUGCGCCAUUUGCGCUGACGGCGGCCGAAGUCAGAAGACCCUAGGUGCGGCGCACCUAGGGUUUGUUUUUGCUGUUCAUUUUUCUGAUUUUGUUGGGCUAGGGUUGUUAGGUUAUUUGGGUGUUGGGCCUGUUGGGUUUUAGGUUUGUUGUAAUGGGUAAAUUUGGGUAGAUUGGGCUGAAAUGGGUUAGGUCAAAAUGGGCCUGUACAACAAUCUUGUAAGAAUCGGGGAAGGAAUUGUUCAAAAAUGCAAAGGGGUUGCUUUGGCCGUGAAGACUUUAGGCAGCCUACUCUGUUCAACUAGGGUACAACAUGAUUGGGAACUUGUGAGAGAUAGUGAGCUAUGGAAGUUGAAACAGGAGGAAAAUGACAUCUUGCCUGCUCUAAAACUAAGUUAUGAUCAUUUGCCCUGGUAUUUAAAGCAAUGUUUCGCCUUUUGUUCAGUUUUUCCAAAAGAUUUUGAAUUCAAUCCUCUCUAUUUGAUCCCGUUGUGGAUGGCAAAUGGCUUUUUGCAAUCACCAUACGAAAAUGAAGAGCCAGAAGAUAUUGGGAAUCGGUAUAUACAAGAGUUACUAUCAAGAUCUUUCUUCCAACAAGUUGAAGAUAAGUUUUUAACUUUCACCUUCAAAAUGCAUGAUCUAGUACAUGAUCUUGCAUUAUCAGUAGUGCAAAAUGAGGUGAAUUCAUGUAACCAUUAUUCAACUGGGAAUGUUCGACAUUUAUUGUUUGAUCUUUUGAAGCAAGAUGGUUCCCAGUUGCCAAAUAACUUGAGCUGUCUGCAAUCACUUUUCUCAUUAGAUGAAGAAGGCAAGACUGAUAGCGAAUCUCUCAUUGGCAAAGUCAUCUCUAGGUCUAAACAUUUGAGGGUGCUACAUUUGUCUGGCUGCAGUUUUGAGCAUUUGCCAAAUAAUAUACGUUAUUUAAAGCAGUUGAGAUAUUUGAAUCUGGCCUACAAUGGAAAUAUAAAGAGACUUCCAAAUUCCAUUUGCAAUUUGCAGAGUUUGGAAGUACUUGACCUCGGUGGAUGUACGAGAAUUGAAGAGUUACCAAAAGACAUAAGGUACCUGAUUAACCUUAGAAAAUUAAUGGUAACAACAAAACAGAGACGUUUGCAAGAGAAUGGUAUAUGUUGCCUAAGUUCUCUUCGGAUUUUGGCCUUCUUUGAAUGUGAAAAUUUAGAAAAAUUGUGUGAAGACAUUCAAAACUUUACAGCCCUCCGAGAAUUGUACAUCGAAGAAUGCAACAACUUGGUUUCAUUGCCACAAGGUUUAAAAUACCUAACUACAUUAGAAAAUUUGGCAAUUGUAAAUUGUGAAAAGCUUGAUCUUACUAUGGAGGAGUUGGAACUUGAGAGGAAAGAAGAUGGUAGCCUUCGAAAAUUGUGGAUUGGAGGAGUGCCAAAGCUGGAGUCACUACCCCAAUGGAUCCUUCUAGGAUCCACCAAAACUUUGCAGCACUUGUAUAUUGGAGAAUUGGAGAAUGUAUCGAGGUUACCAACGUGGUUCCAAGAUCUCACAUCCCUUCAAAGUCUUUACAUUAAAAAUUGCCCAAAACUGUCGUCUCUGGCAGAAGGGAUGCAACACCUCACUGCACUCAAAAGACUAAUGAUUGGAGGGUGUCCAAAAUUAAGCAAAAGAUGCAUUGAAGAAACCGGUGAAGACUGGCCUAAGAUUGCUCAUGUCGUUGACAUUAUUGUGGAGUCUUGAAGGCCUCAAUAACAUAUGAUGAAAAGAUAAUGUCAAAUUUGAUGAUGUUGAAGAUAUUAAAAGACAAUGAUAUGGUAGAGUUUGAAUUGUUGGUUCCAAUGUAUAUAUGUUUGUAAUUUGAUUUGUAUCAAAGAAAAUGAUGUAAUAAUUUUAUUUUUUAUGUGUGUAAGUGUAAUCAUGCUUCUUAUUUAUUUUGUUAUAAAUAAAUACACUCAAAAAGUUUUGUUGCUACUAAAAA